Volvox carteri f. nagariensis is the source of this 893-nucleotide messenger RNA. RefSeq lists its product as uncharacterized. Gene Ontology annotation, molecular function: protein dimerization activity. The transcript has a single exon. The coding region runs from base 1 to 585 and encodes 194 amino acids. Lineage: Eukaryota; Viridiplantae; Chlorophyta; Chlorophyceae; Chlamydomonadales; Volvocaceae. The record is from RefSeq and is a predicted model, not a curated record.
AUGGCAGACACUAGCACUGCCCCAAACCAGGGGCAGAGCCAGGAGCUGACCCGCGAGCAGCGUGAGACGGUUAAGCAGUUGGCGGCAGAGGUGUAUGCGGGCAAUGGUGAGGGCAGCACUGAGGAGCAGAGGGAGCGCAAUAAGGCGGCAAAGAAGGGGGUCUUGUUGAAGGAGUUUGGAAACCUCCUGCUGGCCGGGGUACCGGAUGAGUGCCGUGAUUUCAUGCCAACGCUGACUGCGCGCAAGGAGGUCGAGCAGACGGUUGGCAAGUCGAAGGUGAAGAAGGUUGAGCUGGCCGGGCUGCCGUUGCGCCUGAAGUUUUGGACGGUGCAUAUGGCGGAUUCGUAUCCGGCCCUGGCUUUCGUGGCCAACCGCGUCCUCCGCAUGCACGCAACCACCUGCGCAUCAGAGCGCAACUGGUCGCUGUGGGGCAACCUGUUCCACAAGGCCCGCAACCGCCUGGGGCAGAUGCGUGCGAUGAAGCUCAUCUUCAUCCGCCAGAACGACAGCUACGCGGCCAAGCGCAACGCCCUGUCGGAUGAGGAGGUGGUGAUGCAGCUGCUGGCCGGGGAGGAGGAGGAGUGAAGUAGCUAGGGAUUCAAGUUGUUCGGUCGGCAUUGGUAGCAGUCUAUGUCUGCUGAACUUGGCCAGCAUGGGAUCUUGAUGGCAUACCAUGUCGGCUUUUGUGCAUUGCCAGGGCUUAGGAAUGAUGAUCUGGGCCCUGAUUCGUUGAAACUUUAACCCUUAGGAUAUGGAGUUUAAGAAGCAUCAAAGGGAUAAGCGCCUGUGGCGUGUACUCGACCGUCCAGUGCACCCUCGCAUGCUGUGACCCAUGGGUCAAUACUGCGGCGGAGUAUAAUUGCUUGUUUCUGUCGUGCAAUUGUGCUUCGCAA